AUGGAGAAAAAUUUGGAAAAAGCGAUGGAUCCGGAGAAGCCGCAAGACCCAUUCGCCGCUGGCGAAGAGGUCGGUGGAAUCCGCUACAGGAGUAUGAAGUGGUGGUAUGUGCAUUCUCGCGGGGUCCGCGGCAACUCAAUGCAAAGCAGUCAGCUAAUUGUUGCGUUCAGGAACUGUGCAAUUUUGAUGAUUGCCCAGUCCGUCUCUCUGGGAGUUCUCUCGCUCCCAUCAUCAAUGGCAGUCCUGGGUCUUGUCCCUGGUUGUAUCAUUAUAAUUGGAAUUGGAGCUCUGACGACUUACACUGGCUAUGUCGUCGGCCAAUUCAAACUGGCAUACCCUCAGGUCCAUAACAUGGCCGAUGCUUCCGAGAUUUUGUUCGGCGCCUGGGGUCGCGAGAUCUUCGGUGUCGCCCAGAUUCUCUGUUUCAUCUUCCUUAUGGGUGCUCAUAUCCUGACGUUCUCCAUCAUGAUGAACACUCUCACCAACCACGGCGCUUGUACGAUCAUUUUCUGCGUGGUGGGAGCCGUUCUCUGCUUCGUCCUGACUCUUUCGAGACGGCUGGAGGAAGUGUCGUAUCUGGGAAUUAUCUCUUCCCUGUCUAUCUUCACUGCCGUGAUGAUCACCAUGAUUGCCAUUGGCAUUGAUGCUCCCGAUCCUACGGCCUACGCCAUUACUCACCCUAGUCUGAUCAACGGCUUCUCAGCUACGCUGAACAUUGUUCUCGCGUAUUCCGGACACAUGUCGUUCUUCAGCUUCCAGUCCGAGCUGGCGGAUCCGAGCGACUAUCCCAAGGCUCUGAUUGUCUUCCAGGCGACAGAUACCUCGCUCUAUCUCGUCACCGCUCUGGUGAUUUACCGUUACGCCGGACCAAACGUCCUCAGUCCCGCUCUGCUGAGCGCCAGUGAGGUCGUCUCAAAGGUUGCGUUUGGUAUCUCUAUCGGAACGAUCGUCAUUGCCGGUGUUGUUAUCUGCCACGUCGGUGCGAAGUGCAUUUACGUGCGCCUAUUCCGUGGCACUCACAAGAUGAACGAGCGUUCUUUCCGUUCCUAUGGCACCUGGGUACUCAUCACUUUCAUCAUGUGGGUUAUUGCCUGGUUGAUCGCGAACGCUAUCCCUGUGUUCAACGACCUGCUCAACAUGAUCGCGGCCGCAUUUUGCAGCUGGUUCUCGUUCGGUCUGGAGGGUCUAUUCUGGUUGAAGUUGAACCGUGGACGGUACUUUGAAAACAAGCGGAAGAUGGCUCUGACUGCGCUCAAUGUCUUCCUUGUUGCCCUUGCUUGCCUCAUUUGCGGAAUGGGUCUUUGGGCUACAGGAACGAGCAUCCGGAUUAAUGCUCAAACCGCACACAAAUCUUUCUCGUGCGCAUCUAACGCCUAG
This is a messenger RNA of Penicillium argentinense, 1377 nucleotides long. RefSeq lists its product as uncharacterized. Gene Ontology annotation, cellular component: vacuolar membrane. The record is from RefSeq and is a predicted model, not a curated record. Gene Ontology annotation, molecular function: amino acid transmembrane transporter activity. NCBI's taxonomy places the organism in Eukaryota, Fungi, Ascomycota, Eurotiomycetes, Eurotiales, Aspergillaceae. The transcript has 5 exons. The coding region runs from base 1 to 1377 and encodes 458 amino acids. Gene Ontology annotation, biological process: amino acid transmembrane transport.